This is a messenger RNA of Trypanosoma brucei brucei TREU927, 2391 nucleotides long. RefSeq lists its product as hypothetical. The transcript has a single exon. Gene Ontology annotation, molecular function: protein binding. Bases 1 to 2391 code for a protein of 796 amino acids. The record is from RefSeq and is a predicted model, not a curated record. Lineage: Eukaryota; Euglenozoa; Kinetoplastea; Trypanosomatida; Trypanosomatidae.
AUGGAGCCGAUGGAGCAACCACCUGAGCAGAUGCUUGAUGUCAUUCGCCGCGCUUAUGACAGCGUAUACUUGUAUGGCAACUGCUAUGCUGGCAUCAAGGUGGCCACGUCAGCGCUUAAUAGUGGUUGUGUAGAUGAAUGUGACUUGUCAGUCAGCGAAAAUACCGCAGCGUCAUCAACAGAGCACUCCGGUGGCCUUUCGGGGGUUCGGCUUAGCGACUCUUCAACACAAAGUUGCAAGACUAAUAAUUCUUCCCUUGCAGUUGCGUCAACGAAAGCUCAGAGGGGCUCCACGUCCAUGUCCAAUAGCGUAUUGGGGGCAUUAGGGAGCGGAGCAAAUGUAAAAGAUGCAACCGUACCGAUGACGCUCAACAGGUUACAGGAAUUUCACUUACUGCUCCUCCGAGCUGAGGGGUACUCCGGAGUGCGGCAGCAUGAAAAGGCACUGAAGGACGCGGAGGCGGCCAUUAGGAUUUCCGGCGGGCGCUCCGCUGAGGCUCACUUUAUUCUUGGUAGGGAGCUUCUCCGCCUUUACCGUCUGGAGGAAUCCGUGGCGGCUUUUCAAACCGCGGAGUUACUUCUCCCAGCUUUGGCAGUGGACGGUGUUCCCUUUCCUAGGGAGACCGACGAUGAGGAGUUUUGGGCGCAGCGCGGGUACAGGUUACAGGACGCUGAGGAACUAAAGUUGAAGCGGCUGGAGGUUGAGGCGGAGGAGCAGCAGGCACGGGCGUGGCGGGCCUUGGAGUGUAACUCUUCAGGUAACGCAGCCGGAACGAGGCAAAGGUUUCUGGAACCUCCUUUCUUAGCAUUGAAGGAUGUCAAAUGUGGUUACCCUAACCUUAUGAAAUGGAGGCAGCUUUCCCGUGAGGCGGGCGCGCUUUUGUCAGCGCACACGUCCCAUGUGUUUUCUGGAAGUUACCUUCAACCAACGAUGGCUUUUAUGGAGCGUAGGAUCAGUUCGGUGCGGAAUGGGUCCGUGGUUUGCAUCCACAACACGACUUCAUACCCUUUGAAGUGGGUGGGCAGUUGGUUCCCCGACUGCGGCUUUCACGCGAAUAUGACUUUUCCUCAAGUCAUUGAAUCUGGAAAUUGCGGCGUGGCGUUGCUCCAACCCAAGGGAUGGGGUGGCUAUGUCGGUUACGUUUGUUAUCGGGUGGCGGAAUGUGGUAUAUGUUGCUUUUUUUGCGUUGAGAGCACCUUCAUGGGGUCUGUUCGAUGUGGAGUUCGUUUUUCUUCACCAUACAGGAUUGAGGAGCUCGGUGAUGGCGACCCCGACGACGCUGCGCUGAAGGAGUUUAUGAACUUUAAACUACCCAACUCCAGCGUGUGGCUUCCCUCCCACACCACGGCGCCCCCAGUGAAUCGCCGGCUGAAGGCAUGGAGCGCCGUUUCCGAGGGCAAUCGGUCGAGUGUGUUUACUGUUGCUGAGGUUCUUCCCAUAGGCCUCCGUGCGGUGGAACUGCUAACUGCGCUUGAGUAUGCUGGACCAAUGGUGCUGAAAAAGUUAAGUGCCGUCAGUCAGCGUUACCGUUCGUUGGUCAACGGCCUACCACCACCGAUGUUUCACAGUCCGGGUCGCAUUCUCUACCCGGACUAUUGCCUCCGAGGCGACCGUGUCAGGUCCCCAUGGACUGUGCUGGACCAAGACACCGUGAGGUGGUUUUUUCUGAAUGAGGGGAUCGUGGGUAAUAGAGAGAGGUGUGUUUUGGCUGAUUCAACUCACAUGACAAGUGGCAUACUGCGCUUCACGAGAGAAAAGGGUGGAUCUAUGGAUGCAAAGGUGUACUAUGGCGAUGGGUGUUCGCUUAUCGCACAGGUUAAAGGUAGUUGGAUACCUUUUAGCAGCACGCUGUCAUUUAUUAGCUCCACGGGUCGUACCUUUGCCACUUGUUACCUCAACCACAGCUCGCAGCUGACGCUUUCGUGGGGUAGUGCAGGUGCCAAGAGUAAACCGGAGGAUGUGGAGUACGUUAUGGAGCGCCGGGAGGCACGUGCAGAGACGGGGAAUUGGCGCUCCGCUUCAGCAGUGGGUAAAGUAGCAGGUCCUAUGGGUGUUACCGGUGGUGAUGAUACCUCUGGCACGAGGUCUCGUGUUGGCCGUUCAUCUGGUCAGGGUUCUACCAAUUCUCAUUCAUCCAACACCGGUACAAGGUUUGGCGCUGUUGAGGCGUACACCGUUCGGCGUGUGUCACGACGAGGUGGUGAUUCGGCCAUUGAGUUAAGUUCUUCCGGUGCUGGUGGUGGUGAGACGAUGGGAGAAGUGAUAUUUAGUACCGCAAAGGGUGGAACACCGAUGAAAGGUGCCUCGAUUUGCGAGGUGCAUCUUUACCCUGGGGUUGACGCAUUGUUGCUGUCGUUGAUGGCUUACUGCCGCUUUAAUUGGGAGCAGUAG